CAUAUUACCGAAUUUAAUAUUUCCAUAUAUUUACCCAUUUCCUUUAUUGUAAUCCUUUCCUUUGAUUGAUUCAGAUAUUGCAUAAAAGAUCGAGAAAGUCAGACCCAUUAGUCAGCAAAAAUUAGCGAGAGAUUUCCAUUAAAACCCGCCAAAUUAGCCGCUCAUUUCUUAUCUCUGCAAUCACAGAGAAAAAAGCUUUCAAUUUUUCAGUUUUUGUUACUAAUUUUCUUCUGGCAAACUUGCCCAUUACUUUCUUUCAUCACUGUCGAUGUUUCCAUUGCAUCUCACGGGCACAGCAAUCAACUUGAUGAUAACACCAAAAGGAAUAAAAAAGUCUUAAUUUUCUGUUUUGUCUUAUCCCUUAAAAGUCCCCAUUCUGAUCUUUAUCAGUUGGCCUUGGUGCCCAUUUAUUCUGUUUAACUCCUUUCAGGAAUCACUAGCAGAACCAGAUCCCCUAAUUUAGUUUUCUUUUUCCUUUUGAUUCUUGAAUGGAGAAAUCUGGGUAUGGUAGAGAUGGUAUUUACAGGUCAUUAAGACCUCUUCUUGUUCUUCCUAAAGAUCCCAAUCUUUCAAUGGUUUCAUUUCUUUUUAGAAAUUGCAAUUCUUACCCUCAUAAACCAGCUCUUAUUGAUGCUGAUUUAUCGAAAACCUUAUCUUUUUCACAGUUAAAAUCCAUUGUUAUUAAGGUCUCUCAUGGUUUACUCAAACUGGGUAUCUCUAAAAAUGAUGUUGUUUUGAUCUUUGCCCCCAAUUCUUAUCAGUUUCCUAUUUGUUUCUUAGCUAUUACUUCAAUUGGUGCUAUUGCAACAACUGCAAAUCCUCUUUAUACAACUACAGAAAUCUCCAAACAGAUAAAAGAUUCUAAUCCCAAGUUGGUUAUCACUGUUCCUGAGUUAUGGAACAAAGUUAAAGAUUUUAACUUGCCUGCUGUGUUUUUAGGAGCUAAAGAAUCUUUACUUAUAGAACCCAAUUCGAGAAUCAAAAGUUUUGAUCAUUUAGUUGAGCUCGGAGGGUCUAACUCCGAAUUCCCUACUAUUAAUGUGAAGCAGACUGAUAUAGCUACUUUGUUAUAUUCUUCAGGCACUACUGGAAUUAGUAAAGGUGUGAUUUUGACUCAUGGGAAUUUCAUUGCUGCUUCUCAAAUGAUCACCAUGGAUCAAGAAAUAGCAGGUGAAUUGCAUAAUGUAUUCCUUUGUUUCUUGCCAAUGUUUCAUGUGUUUGGAUUGGCUGUGAUUGCUUACUCACAGCUGCAAACGGGCAAUGCUGUGGUGUCUAUGGGGAAGUUUGAUUUUGAGUUGGUUUUGAAGGCAGUGGAGAAGUAUAGGAUAACCCAUUUAUGGGUUGUGCCUCCUGUGAUACUUGCUUUGGCCAAACAGAGUUUGGUUAAGAAGUAUGAUCUUUCCUCAUUGCAGCAUGUGGGUUCAGGUGCUGCUCCUUUGAGCAAAGAACUGAUGGAGGAAUGUGCCAAGACUAUUCCUCAUGCCGCAAUUGCUCAGGGUUAUGGUAUGACUGAGACUACUGGUAUUGUUUCAGUGGAGAACCCAAGAAUAGGUGUUCGACAUUCAGGUUCAGCUGGAACACUUGCUGCUGGAAUUGAAGCCCAGAUAAUCAGUGUAGAUACUCUGAAGCCUCUUCCUCCAAAUCAGUUAGGGGAAAUUUGGGUACGUGGACCCAAUAUGAUGCGAGGAUAUUUCAAUAACCCACAGGCCACAAAGCAGACGAUCGAUAAAAAGGGUUGGUUACAUACAGGAGAUCUUGGAUACUUUGACGAGGAUGGAAAGCUGUAUGUUGUUGACCGUAUUAAAGAGCUAAUUAAGUACAAAGGAUUUCAGGUUGCACCAGCUGAGCUUGAAGGGCUGCUUGUUUCUCACCCUGAAUUAUUGGAUGCAGUUGUAAUCCCCUUUCCUGAUGCUGAAGCUGGUGAGGUCCCAGUUGCAUAUGUUGUGCGCUCGCCCAACAGUUCACUAACUGAAGAAGAGGUUCAAAAGUAUAUUGCUGACCAGGUUGCGCCUUUCAAAAGAUUACGGAGGGUGACAUUUAUCAACACUGUUCCUAAAUCAGCUUCAGGAAAGAUUCUUAGACGAGAACUCAUCGAAAAAGUAAAAUCCAAGUUGUAAACACAUACCUUGGUUUCUCAUUAUGAUACUUGUAAAACAGAAGCAGCAUAUUAAUGGAGAGGACCCUCAGCUUGAAGUUGCAGAUGUCUCUGCACUAUAUGUUCUGCUUUUCUUCUUGUUUUACAAUAAAAAAGGAGCUGAUUGGUCUUUA
This is a messenger RNA of Ricinus communis (castor bean), 2268 nucleotides long. Its product is annotated as probable CoA ligase CCL7. NCBI's taxonomy places the organism in Eukaryota, Viridiplantae, Streptophyta, Magnoliopsida, Malpighiales, Euphorbiaceae. The coding region runs from base 489 to 2117 and encodes 542 amino acids. The record is from RefSeq and is a predicted model, not a curated record. Gene Ontology annotation, molecular function: CoA-ligase activity. The transcript is spliced from 6 exons.